UAAGCUAAUAUUUUUAAUAAGAAUAUAAUUUGUAUUUUAAUUAUAUUUACAGGUAAAACUAAUUUAUCAGAUUAGUAAUGAUUUUUACUACCCAUGGCCCACGAAUUAUGUUCAUAAUAUCUACUUGUAUGCCACACAAUACACAUUUCCUAAAUUGUAAAAGAUAUUUUGAAUAAAAGUUUAUGACCGAUACGUAGCCUUUUAUAAUUCGUUGUUUAAGUUAUUUGUUAUGUUAAUUGAUGAAUGCCUAAUAUGUAUAAUACACUUAUCGUAAAACUCCAGGUGACGCAUUAAUUGAUUUAUUUAUUUUUAUUUUAUAUAAUAUNAACGCUCGCGUAAAUAUUAGUUACAAAAAUAAAUCCUAAAACUAAAUUGUCAUUCAUAUAAUCCAUGAAUGAACAAAAAAUAUAAAAGUAUAGGUCGUACUGAAAAUACUUAAAAAUACAUACUUUACUCCCUAAGGAGUUGAAUUUUCAAAAAUCAAAUCAGUUCUUUUUGACCUAUAUUUAAUCAAAAGCGUAGUUCAAUCGAUUUGAAAUUAAAAUCCAAGAAAACUUGUGGAGACAAUGAUCGAAAACUACUUUACGUCCCAUUUGUUUUUCGCAGCACUAACAACUGUAAUGACUUAUCGAUUUUUCAGUAUUUUUACCUUUAUGCCCGUUUUUAGUAGUGAAGUGUUUUUACCAUACCAAAAAAUACGAAGAUUCAUCGAUGACGUUUGAUUUACUCCAUCGAUGGUGUUCCUCAUACGAUAUUACCUUAUUUGUGACCUUUCAAAGCGUAUGUAAUAUGUAUAAUGAAUUUAAAAAAUAGCAAAUCGCAUUAUAUUUGCAAAUUAUUCUUGUAAAAUAAUUAGAUAUGUGUAAGGUUAACACACUGUAAUGUAUAACAAUAAUAAUCCGAUUAAAUGAAUAAUUCAUAAAACCUAAUAAUCAACAAAUAAUAUUUGAGCAUGCCAGUUUUUCUAUUGUAAAGUUAAAUUAUAGAAUAUAUUCCUAAUAUAUGCAUGAAGUUGACAACGGUAAUUCAAUAACAUUAUUCGUUAGGAUCAUUUUAUAUUUUUCGUUUUUCUCUCUACUUAGUUUAUUAUACAGGUACAUAUUGCAAUUUGUAGUUCAUCGAAAUUUGAAACGAACAACUUUGGAGUGCGCGUAAUACCGAUAACUUCUUUGAAAAGAUGCCGGACACUGUAGAUGAACCAAAAAGCGAAAUACAGCAAUUCUUUAGUGGUACCAACGUUUUCUUAACUGGCGCCACGGGUAUUGUAGGUCACGUAUUAGUUGAAAAACUUCUUAGGUGAGUCAAUUUUUAUAAUCAUUUGUUGUUUCCUAUCUGUUAACAACUUUUUAGCAAGAAUCAAUUUGCUUCAAUCAAAAAUUAUAGGGGUCUUGGUAACAUUAUGAAUGUAGUGUUUAUAUUGAGUCGGUAGUUUUUUAAUUUUUAUAAUGGUUUUUAAAAAUGUACAAUUUCACGUAUUGUCGUGACGUAAUUUUCUAUUUUUUUUUUUUAUUUUUUUUCCCUCUGCGAAUGUAAAGCGUAAUGUAAUUAGUUUUUAAAUGUCCGCUUUAAUUUUAAAUUACAAUGGAAAUUGCAAAAAUACCGACUUCUGCUUACUAUUUUUCGAUUUAUGUGAACAUAGGCCGAGACAAAAUAAUUAUUAAUUUAAUGCGACAAUAACUACGGUCUGGUCGUCGACAGACUAUUUCUUUUAUAGGUAUGUAUACUAAAUAUGUCAUGCGCGUUAUUUCAUUGUUGUACCAAUUUUUAUUGAAUUUUGUUUAUUAAAACAUUAGAAUUAUUAAAUUCCAAUAUAUUACAUUGAUAUGGAGUGUUCCGUGCUACAAUCUCCUAUAUUAUUGCGGUUUUCAUUUAUUAUCGUAUGUUGCAUAACAUUUCUUGUCACGUUAAAACGAGGAGAAAUAACGAUAUUCUUGAUAAGUUAUCUCACAUCAUUCUGAUUGCAAGUCCGACUAAAUUCUUACUUGAUUUUUUCAAAACCUUUUGAUAGCAUUCAAUUGUAGUAUAUUCGUACGCUUAGAAAACCGAACAUGAAAUUUAAAAGCUACCAAUUUUAAAUCUUAAAUUUACCGUUACUCAGAUAUACCUUCAAAACACAUAAUUAUAUAUUUAUAGUUUAUAUUGGAUUAUAAUUUAUAAUUCAGUGAACCAAUAAUAAUAAUUUAUUAAUUUUUAGAACAUGUUAUAUAAACAAACUUUACCUUUUGAUCAGACCGAAGAAAAACAAAGAGCCCCAAAAUCGAUUGAACGAAAUGUUUAGCGAUUCGGUUAGUCACCCGAAUUUUACAAUACCUAUUUUAAAAUAAUAACAAUAAAAAUAACAUUGUCUUAAUAAUUAGCUGUUCAAAAGACUGGCGGAAAACCAACCGAAUUUCACUGAAAAAGUGGUAGGUAUUGUUGGCGAUUGCUAUGAUCCCAAUUUAGGUCUAUCGGCGGAAGACGAAGAAUUAUUGGUGGCCAACAUAAACGUUGUCAUCCACUGCGCUGCAACGAUUAGUUUCAAUGAAACACUUAAACGUGCGUGUUUCAUCAACGUCAGAUCCACCAGAGACCUACUGUUGAUGGCGCAGCGUAUGCCGAACUUAAAAGUAAGGGAUAUUAUAUAUACAUGUUAUCGGCCAUGUAAUUUACUAAUAGGUUUAUUCAAAACUAAUAAUACAGAUGAGUCGAUAAUUUAUAUUCAUAACAAUUUGAUUGCCUAUUAUUUAAUAGUCGUUUGUGUACGUUUCGACGGCGUUUUCCAACCCGAAUGAAUCAUUGAUCAAAGAGAUCAUCUACAAUUGUCACAUAAAAGCAGAAACGUUAAUCGACAUAGUCGAAAAUCUGCCCGAAUCGAUUGUGACCUCGAUAACGCCACAGUAAGUGUUACUGACGUAAUAAUUAUCGGUAUGUAAUUUAACGUUAAACAUUUAAUCCAUGCAAAGGAUUAUAGGAAAAUGGCCUAAUACGUAUACGUUGUCAAAAGCCGUUGCGGAGAACGUCGUCAAAGACUACGGCAAAAACAUGCCGAUAAGUAUUUCAAGACCUUGUGUCGGUAAUAAUACUGAUAUAAUUGAUGUUUAAAACAUAGAAAUAAUUUUAAAAAAAGUUUAAAUUAGGUUCAUCGUCGUUUAAAUAAAUAAUUUUAAUUUAGAUUUGAUAUUUUAAGAUUCUAAACAAAGUUUGGAAAAUAACUAUGAUUUUACCANGUCGAAAAUCUGCCCGAUUCGAUUGUGACCUCGAUAACGCCACAGUAAGUGUUAUAGACUUAUUAAUAAUCGGUAUGUAAUUUGACGUUAAUCGUUUAAUCCAUGCAAAGGAUUAUAGGAAAAUGGCCUAAUACGUAUACGCUGUCAAAAGCCGUUGCGGAGAACCUCAUCAAAGACUACGGCAAAAACAUGCCGAUAAGUAUUUCAAGACCUUGUGUCGGUAAUAAUAUUGAUAUUAUUGAUAUUUUUAAAACAUAGAAAUAAUUUUAAAAAAUAAUAUGGGUGAUCAAUUACUAAUUAAAAAGUUUAAAUAAGGUUCAUUGUCGUUUAAAUCAAAAGGGUUAGUGUAAAGUUGAUUUUUUUUAGAUUCUAAACAAAGUGUGGAAAAUAACUAUGUGUACUUUUUUUUCUAUCUGUAUGUAAACAAUUAAUUAUUGCGGUCACCUUGCUUCAAUCGGUAACUUUGGCAGUGAUUUUGAGUUAUAAACUUUGUUCAGUUUAUUCACUUUUUUUAAUAUUUUUUUAGCGGUUUUCUUAAUAAUGGAGGAAACCGCUAAAACGUAAAGAAAACGAAAAUAUACAUUAAUUAACGCCUUCUGUUAUUUUAGUUUUUUUUAUUUGUUGUAAUAAUUCGGUUUAAAAUUAUCGUAUAUAUUUCCAAUGUUUAAAGAAUAUUGAGCCUCUUUUAAACAGGAAACAAUUUUCCUAAACAAUCUGGCGAUUUUUGAGCUAUUUACAACUAUGUGACAUUUUGAAGUUUUCAGUUUUAUUCGGACAAAAUUGUUAUGUCUAAAACAUUAACAUGUUCAUCACUUGAGAGGUAAAAACCCAGGCCAGUAUCAAUGCUAUAUUAUUAUUUAUUUUUUUACCUUAUACAUAUUGGCGUACCUAUACCAUUAUUACAGAAGAGCAAGUGAUAUAUCUUUUCACCCACUAUUAAAAUUAAAAAAUUUGAGUAACAAAAACUAUUUUUUUUUUUUUAAGAACUUUAUGUCUGGAUUACAAAAAAUCAAUUUACUUUCCUUUUUUAAAUAUAGUUUUUUUUUUUUUUUAAGUGAUAGUUAAUUCUCUAUCAAAAUCCAUUGCUUAGUUUGGAACAUAGACAUACGUACUAUAAUAUAAUAGACCGGAAUAACAAAUCAUAUGCUAUAUGCAUGUAUAAAUGAUAAUUGUCAUAUGAAAGAGAUAGACUUGUGAGGUUUUCUCAUGAAAAUUAGAAAAAAAAAAAUGUUUAUUCCAUGUUAAAAUAAUGCUAAUAGAGAUAAUAUUUUUAUUGAAAUCUAUACAAAAUAAAUAUUACAGAUACAAAUUUACAAUUAGCUACAGAACUUGAUUAACUUAUCUCCUGUAUGCUUAUGCAGACUGUGUUGGAAAUAGGGAGCUAUAAUUACUAUUAAAUAUACUAAAAGAACAUAAUAAAACAUAAAUUAAUGUUAAAAUACAAUACAACAAAUCGAACAAAGCUAAAAACUUAAAAUUAAGAUUAUAAAAAAAUUUUCUUAGAUGAAAAAAGAUGUCAUAUUCUAUACAGAACAUUGUAAAUAAAUAAAAUAAAUUAUGUACUAUAGGUACAAAAAAUUACAAUUAUUAAAACAAGGUGGUUAAUAUUACUGCUAAUUAUUAUUUAAUUCCAAAAAUAAAUAUAUAUUAUGUAUAUAUCAAGUAUUUAAUAUGUUAUCCUGAAUGUCACCCCAUACCAAUUAAAAAUAGGAUUGAUAUAGUGUAAAGCAAACUCUUUCAACUUUUCAUUGUUUGUUUUCUUAUCGUUUCUUUAUGUUUGACCAAUUUAUAAGCAAUGUAACGUAACUUUUCUAAUGAAUUGUUUAUAUGGAAAUUCCAUCUUAAAUUAUAAUUAAAAAUAACACCCAAUACUUGAAUUUUGCCUGAUUUAUGUGAGAAUAGACGAAAAGUGACAUUAGCAUAAGUAACUAUCAAACUAUUCAAUUUAAUAUCACAAAUUUCGUCGAUAUAAAUUUGUAUAAAUAUAAUUGGUACCAAAACACUAUUAUGUAACUUUUUCAAAUAUUUUCGAAAAUAUACUUAACAUGGAUAUGAUCAUAAUAUUGUUCACAUCCGAUUUAUUAUUACUUUUAAAUAAAGGUUUAACAUCGAAUAAUUUUAAGAUUUCAGGAAAAAUACUUUGUUUAAUACUUAUAGUUAUAUAUACAAGAGGAUUCACUAAAAUUAAUUAAUUUAUACGUUUUAAAAUUUUAACGGGCUCAUUAUCCAAAUCCGUGGCUGUAUCGUCUUUUAAGCUGUUAAUAAUUUAAAGUAUGGCCGAUGAAUCGAUUUUUUAAGAAACACAUCAUUAAUAGAAAAGUUUUUAUGAACAUGAUUUGUAUCCGGAGGGAUCAGAUUACUAAAAUUUAUUUUAAACGAUCUUAAUAAGGAAAUUAUUAAACAUGUUAGAUUUAGUUAUCGGAUAAUUUUGAUAAUGUCAUCUUCAGAUCUUAAUUUAGAACCAGCAACUUUAACUAUUCGAUUCAAUGACAAUUUUGAAUUAGAACUUGCAAUUUCGAAUUUUUGUACAUAUAAAUAAAAUUUAGCUAUAAAAUUAGCUUAAAUAUACAGAUUUUAUGAAUUUAUUAUUUUUUUUUUAUAAUUCAAAGCUUAAGUUAAAUUAUUAGUUAAAUUAUUGUUAUUUUUUUGCAUUUCACUAAGGGAAAUUAUCUGCGGUAAAUUAAGGUUAAUAAUUCAUUAGAUGUCCAUUUAUAUAUGCGUUUUUUUUUAGAUUUCAAAAAUAUACUUGUUGUAGAUUUAUCAAUUGCAUUUUUAAUAAUUUUAUCAAAGACAUUAUACCAAUGGUCUAUAUCACUACAGACAUCGUAUACUUGAGUUCGAUUUUCUUUGGCCAAUAUUGAUGUAAAUGAAUUAUACUCAAUAUAACUUAACAUUUUUCAAUAAUUAACAAAAAUAGCAUUAUUUGGAAUUGAAACACAAACCAUACAGUGAUCCGUCAUAUCAGUAAGUAUUAUACCAACAUUAAUUUUACACGUUACGUUUGCAUUACUAUUUAUACAAAUAUGGUCUACAAAAGAAUGAUUUAAACGAUUUAAUAAUCUUGUGAAAACGAUUAUAAACAAGAUAAAUGCACUUUCAGAUAACAUAUUAAGACAUUUAUUAUUACUUUCCUGCACACCAAAUACAUUAAUAUUCAUAACACCACUAAUUAGCGUUAAAUCAUUAUUAAUUUUUAGUCCAUCAAUUUUUUUUUUUUAAUGAGAUUAUAAAGUUAUCACUGUCAGUACCGUUAGACCUAUAAAUACAUAUUAAAUUAAUUGGCACUUUGAUAUUAGAUAUUUAAGGUUUAUCAAUAUUAGAAUCUAUGAAAUAGUACUCAAAAUUCUACACUUAAAAAUUGUUUGACAAAUACCUUCCCACAAUUAUUUUGAUUUAUUUUAAUGGAAAAAGAAUACAAAAAUAAAAAUUGCAAAAAAGCUAAUAUAAUCUUUUACCAUAAUUAUUUCUCUAUAUUAUUUUAGUUAUACCGUGUUUUAUUCAACAAUAGUUGAUUAUUAUUUACGGAUCACUGGAAAAACAAACAGUUUUUUUACAUCUUCCAUGAGAAAAUCUCUUAUGGUUCUUUCUCUAUCACGCAUAUCGUGCCGUCAUAGUUUAUUAUCUAUUCGCGGUCGUAUAGACUAGUGAGCGGUCGUAUAGACUAGUGACACUAAUGUAUACUAUUUAGAGAUAAUUUUCAACAGUUGUGUGGUCGUAUAGACUAGUGACACUAAUGUAUACUAUUUAGAGAUAAUUUUCAACAGUUGUGUUCAUUUAGAGAUAAUUUUCAACAGUUGUGUUCACUCAAAGCGAUCCGAUUGAGGGAUGGGCUACUAAUAUGAAGAGUGUGCCCGGCCUGUGUGUCGGCGUAUCACUAGGAGCUAUACACGUUUUUUUAGCCAAUUACAAUACUCCUGUAACNAAAAGCUAAUAUAAUUUUUUACCAUUAUUAUUUCUCUAUAUUAAUUUAGUUAGACUUUUUUUUUUCAACAAUAGUUGAUUAUUAUUUACGGAUCACUGGAAAAACAAACAGAUUUUUUACAUCUUCCAUGAGAAAAUCUCUUAUGGUUCUUUCUCUAUCACGCAUAUCGUGCCAUCAUAGUUCAUCAUUUAUCCGCGGUUGUAUAGACUUGUGACACUAAUGUAUACUAUUUAGAGAUAAUUUUCAACAGUUGUGUUCACUCAAAGCGAUCCGAUUGAGGGAUGGGCUACCAAUAUGAUGAGUGUGCCCGGCUUGUGCGUGGGCGUAGCACUAGGAGCUAUACACGUUUGUAAGUGCAAAUGCAGUAAUACUGCAGUUGUUAUGCCGGCUGACAACGUAUGUAAUAUGAUUAUCACCACGGCUUGGCAUGCUUCCAAACCAAAGUAAGUAUAUCAUUUACAACUUAAUAAUCUAUAGUAUAAUUUUUUUUUGGGGGAAGGGGGCGUUUGUCGAGAUUCCAAUAUGUACAACGGUUACUUACUUUUAUAUAGCUAUAAGGAUUUUUUGAAGGACGUUUUAAAAAUUAAUUUUUCCCUUCAUAAAAUAAAAUACAAAUUUCACUAAAACAAAUUAUUUGAAUAAAUUAUACCAGUAAAUAAGAAUUAACUUAUUUCAUAUUGCAUACUAACAAAUAUAUAACAUAUAUAUUAAAUAUUAUCGUUUCUAAAUCAAAAUAGUUUUAUGUUUUAUGAUGAAUUUUAUAUUAUUCGGGUUGACGUUAUGGAUAACAGUCAGGUUCUGGGAGAAAAUACUAUUGAGGCACUUUGUCACUAUAUGAUCCAUUGUUUGCUUGGUCUCUGCAUAAUCUCACGAAAGUUUAUCUCUUUACUUUAAUUUAAGUUAAAGGUGUAUACAUCUGCCUUGCUCUGUUUUUUUUCACUAUCAACCACGUACGUCUUGGUAUUUUUAUUCCUUUUAACAUAGUCCAAGGGUUAUUCACAAGCUUCCGAUUUCGGACAUCCGACUCAGUGGUGGUUGGUGGAGGAUAGGGAGAAUUGUGGUAGUUUAUUGGUAGCCCUCCUUGCAUGUAUCAGACGUUUUACGGUAAUACUUAGAUAAAAGUUUAUGAUUAGUCAUAUCAAAUUCAUCUUUCAGUUAUCCCUGAAGUUCAGUGAGCUAAAAAUUUUACUGAACAUUUUUGUGUUGCACAUACAUUCAGAAUACUUAAAUAAAUUUAAUUUUAGCUAUACAUUUUUUCCGUUUUCUUUUGUUUACGUUAUUAUUAGAUUCUGAAUGAGGGAUAAAGUUUAUAGUUUUCCUAGAUGUUUUUAAAUUAUUAUUUUUCUAACUUUGCGCUACUUGUGUACCAAAAAUCUUUUUUCGAUUUGUGCGUCAUUUUUCGUUGUCAUGGGUCAUAUUUUAUAAUUUUUUAAUCAUAGAACAUUUUUCUUAUUUUUGAAAAUAAAGUUUGCUCUUUUUUUUACAUCAUGUUCAAUCGAUAAUAAUUUUUUUCUAUAUUUUCAUUAGUUCAAACGAUUUAGUUCCUGUAUUCAACCACACGCCCCUUGAUACACCACCGUUAAGUUUCGGUGAAUGUAUGGAAUAUAUUACAAAUUUAAUAAAGAAACACAACCUUUCUUCAGAAGUAGGAGUAAGUAAAUACAAUUUUCAAUAUUCAUUGCUAAAUAUAUAAUGGUAUAAAAUGCUAAAUAUAAACCUGUUGAUUGACCAACUCUUGGUCUUAAUUAUAAAUUAUGUUAAGAACUAUUCGAUUUUUGAAACUGAAAAAUGCCAAUAAUCGAACCAAACUAUUAGUUUGGUUCGAGGUUGUCUCAAAAAUUAUACACCUAUUUUUGGACGUUAUCCAUGUAUAAAAUAUUGUUAUUAUUAUUAUUUGUGUUUGUGUCAAUAAAACGUGUUUCUAUCAGAAGGCUUCAUCCUAUUCACCAUUAAUAACAAGAUACAUUGUUUAUAAAACUGUGUACCUAAUUGGUGAUGCAUUGGUGAGGUCAUUUUAGAAUUUUAUAAUUAUCGUGAGAAAUCAGGAAAGACACAAGAAAGUUAUGGGGAUCGGUGGUGGUGUAUAUUUAAGGAUUUAGGUAUAGGCAAUAUUUAAAGUGCGUGCGUGAGUCANAUAUUUGUCACAAGUAAUUUAUACUUCGAAUCAAGUAUAUUGUGAUUAAUAUUUGAUGUCGACGGAGAUAAUAUAUUGCAACCCAUUUCUACAUCAUCGGCAUUUAUUCUAAAUAACGAAAAAAAAAUUGUAUCUGCAGCCCAAAACGUGUAAAUGUACAAAAACAUAAAAUAUAUUACAAACAAUUCAAUACUACUUUGUUCUACAUACUCGUUAUUUUGAUCUUUAAUUGGAACAGUCAAACUAUCGGGUUUAUCCUACGAAAUAAUUUAAACAAAAAUAAAAAAUGAAAUUGGUAAUGAAACAAAUAUUUAAGUAUAUUCACUUACUGUUUUUUGUAUGCGAUGAGUUUGCCAAUUUAAAAGUGAUGAAACAUUUCCUCUAUUUUUUUUCNCAAGUGUAGUGAUGAGGUGAGGCGAAGCUCAAAUGAACAAUAUUUCAUAUUUUCAUGUUAUAUUAUUAUAUUAUAUUUCAUUCAUACCAAAUUAUCAAUAUACGCAAGGUAUUAAAUAUGUUAUUAUACAUUUUAUAAUUGUACCGUAGUAAUACCUAGAAUAGUAUACGAUAAUAGUAACGAUCUCAUUAUUUCGGUUUUUUUUUUUUUUUGGUUGUUGUGAUUCGAUUAAAAAUAGUCAUAAAGCCCUUAAAUUUUCUUGAAAAACUUCUACUGACCUUUUUUAGACGUGAUAAAACAUUACGAAAAUGUUUAAGUUAUUUUUAGGAAUUGAAUAAAAUUGAUUUUUUUUUAGUUUUUAUUUGGUUUUAUAUGUAUAAAAAUGUUUUAACUGAUCAAAAAUUUUGGAAUUUAUUAUACGAUGUUCAUCACGAAUUAUGGUAAAUAUAAAAAAAAAAGAAAACAAAUAGCUGAACUUAAUUAAGAAGUUUUUUCAAGUUCAAACUUGGACGAAAAUCGUAAAAAGCAUGACGUAUCAAAUAACAUGUUUAAGCAGACUUCAUUCAAAAUAGUUUUUGUAAACAAUGGUUUACCUUUCGUACAGAUAUAAAUUCCUAAAGUUUGUUUUAGAUUCGAAUUGAAAAUUGUAUGUUCGGUUUAGCUUUAGAAAUUAUUGUUUGUAAUAUAAUAAUUAGUACGGUUGUAUUAAAAAAUGUCAACAGUGAACAUAUUAGUUAGGGAUAUUGGUGGAAACGGAAAGUUAAGGUGAAAAUACGUUUUAAAAAGAUACAAAAAUUAAUGUUUUCGUCUAACACUAACACGGGCAAAGUCGUGCGAGAUAAACGUCCAAACCGCGAGGGGAGUAAAGGGAGUGAUUUGAGUACUAAAAUAGGUUAUUCAUUUAACGGUCUGAGGUUUUCCAAUGGGUAUACGUAAUAUAAUCUAUAAAUUAGGAUUACUACUUAUUCUAAGCCGCUUUUAGAGAAGUAUCUACAAGUAUAAUAUACAAUUUUGAUUUUUGUUUUUUUAGAUUUGGAUUCCGUAUGUGAAGACUACGGAUUCGAGAAUAUUAUAUAAUAUUUUAUUUUUCCUGUAUCAUUAUGUUCCGGCUUUUCUCGGCGAUAUCUAUUUGUGGUGUUCGGGAAAAAAAACAAAGUACUUGAAUAUAUUUCUAAUAAUUUAUAUUUAUCUAUCUAAAUGUUAUUAUAUCGUGAUAUUUUAUCCUUUUAAGAUAUCGAAGAUUCUUAUCAAUGUAAAUAGUGUCACAAUAUUAUUUAAGCAAAAUUAUUAUAUAAAAUUGUAUUAAUCUAUUACAUACAAGUUGAAUUUCAAUAUGAAUUUAACCUAGAUUUUUUUUUCAAUAAGGGCGUUUUUUAGGCAUACAAAUCCUUAUUGACCCCUCAAAUGAAACCUGGAGUGUUACAAUUGUAUGUUUAAUGCUUAAGACAUUAGUAUCCAGAAUGUGCCGUUUGGCGGUUUCAACGUGCAAUAUCCACUCCUACCAUUUUUUUAUUAAAUUAUCUAAUUUGUUUUGAAAGUAAUAUAGGUAUACAAUGUGCAUAGCCAAAUAACCUAGUACGAUGACAACUUUAUUAUAAGCAUCAGCCGUAUCUAGUUAGACAAUUUUAAAUGGUUAUUUUGUCUUGCUAUAUACUGUAGGAAUUUUAUCAUUAUUAUAAUUUUUAGUUAAUUAUUUUUAGGCAAAACAUAUUUUUAUAAUUCGAUAUAAGUUUGGGGGAAUAAUAAAUUAGUGACAAAACUCUGAAAAGUCACAGGGGACUUAAAAAAAAUUUUUAUUUGUUGGUUUAUUCAGUGCAGUGCAUUAUAUUAAUACAUAAAAUAACGAUAAAUAUUUUUAAACAGAGCGGUAAAACUGUAUAAAAAACUGGACGUCAUGAUGAAUGAAAUGGAAUUUUUCGCCUUUAACGAGUUUCGAUUCGAUGACACUCGUUUACAAGAGCUGAUUGCAUCGCAGAGCGAUACGGACAAAAAUUUAUUCAACAUAGAAAUAUCCAAUAUAGUAUGGGAAGAUUAUUUUCUAAAAUCUAUAAUAGGAUUCAAACGUUAUAUUUUAAAAGAAAACGGAUGUAGCCCGAAAGCUGUACAGAGAUAUAAGAAGUAACUAUAACUAUUUCUGUUGAUUAUAUUUGAUGUGGAAAAGUAAAUUUAAUAAAAACUUGUCAUUUAAAUUUUUUUUUUCAGACUUUGGAUUGCUUAUUACACUUUAAAAACAGUUUAUUAUGGGUUUUUAAUUUAUUUGAUUAGUUUAAUAUUAAAAUACAUAUUGUAUUGAUUUAUUUCUUAUCUUUUAAAAAAGGGUAAUUAUACAAGAAUAGUUUUUUUUUUUUUUUUGUAAUUAUAAAAAUUAUAUUCCAAAAUAAUUUCGAUGAUUCCUACGAUUGCAUUACUGAAUUUCUCGGUAUUUUCCGAGCUCACCAUUAUAUUUAACACAACCAAUAGUUGAAACUAAAUAAUCAAGUCUUUAAAAAGGGUAAAUUAUUUGUACGAAAAUCAUCAACGAAGGUCUAAAAAAAAAAUGUUUUAUUAAGUUAAUAAUUCAUAGUGACUUGGAAUUUGGACAGAAAACUUGUAUUUGCCAUUUCGAGACGUGGUAAAACUAUAAAAAACAUUUGAGCUUUAUUUGAGAGUAAUUUGUAUAAGGUAACUACUACUCUGUGGAUGAAAUCGUUAGACUGAACAGAAAUGCUUGAAAAAUGAACUGGAAGUUCAUUAAAAGUCGUACUUUGUGGUCAAAACUAUAAAAAUGUAUUUUAAUGUAAUUUUUUUUUAUAAGAAUUUUAAUAUCCAACAAAUAUUUUAUUAAAAAAUUAUGUGGAAUAAAACUAGUAACUGGUCAAUUUUUUUUUUUUAACACAUGCAUAAUGUCGAGCACAUGUAAUAAUACCAUAAGAAAGAUAAUCAAGUCGGAAUUGAGCGGACUGACUUAAAUUCGAAAUUAUAGCCUUUUGAAAUUCUGAUAUUUUAAAACUAUAAUUUUACAGCGGAGCAAAGCAGAACGGAGAGAUGAAUGUAUUGGUUAUACAAAGAUGUUUUUUUUUUUUUUUAUAUAUAUAUAUACUUUGUACAAAAAUUCUACCAGAAAUCUUACUCCAAAGUAUCAAGUGAAGCACCUUUUCUGGAAGGGAAUUUUCCUGGAGUGGUAUUUUAUUAAUUUUUAUAUAAUCUAAAAAAAUAUUGUCCAUUUAUUACCGUUGUACAUGGCAAAUAUUAGAAGUUCGUAGAUUUAUGAGAAACUAGAAUGUAGAAAAUCAUAUAUUUAGAAAAAGUAUUCAAAAAAAAAAAAUAAGAUAAUUUAUUUUUUAUAUUAUAUUAACUAAUUUAUCUUAAUAAUAAAGACAUUAAUA
Molecule: messenger RNA, 13021 nt
Organism: Cinara cedri
Lineage: Eukaryota; Metazoa; Arthropoda; Insecta; Hemiptera; Aphididae
Source: the annotation of a GenBank genome assembly